Molecule: messenger RNA, 921 nt
Organism: Plasmodium inui San Antonio 1
Lineage: Eukaryota; Apicomplexa; Aconoidasida; Haemosporida; Plasmodiidae
Exons: 1
Coding region: 1-921 (306 amino acids)
Source: RefSeq, a predicted model, not a curated record
AUGUUAGGAAAAAGGAAACUUGGUGGAGCCCAAAAAGAAAAAAAGAAAAAAAAAUGGAUCGAGGAAUUAUAUGACGAUUCAGAAGAAAUUGAUUUAGACUGCCUAAACAACUUGGAAGAGCAGGAAUGGGAUGAUUUGGAAAAAGAGGACGAGGAGGUGAAUCAAGAGGAGGAAAAAAAUGAUGCAUCCAGCAUGGCUGUAGGUGGUGACGAAACUGUCACCGAGAAUGGAAAUAAUAGAAAUAAUAAAAAGAAAAAAAGAUACGACUGGAUGAGUAGCGACGAUGAAGAUAUAUCAAGCGACGAGGAUGAGGAAGAAGAGGAUGUGGAAUUAGUUGAAAAGGGAAAAGAAAAGAAGGAACAUGAGCAGGGAGGAGAAAGAACAAAUAGCAGUGGUGGAACCCACUUGAAACCUGACAGCGCUCCUGAGCAAGGUACACGUUUUAGAAAUAACAGUGCGAUGAAAGCAGGGGGAGAAAACGGAAAUGUAGGGUACCAUCCGAAUGGUAUGAAAUAUGAUGUGAAUAAUGGUCAUGGGAAGCGCGGAAAUAUACGUAAGAUUGACAUGGAUGAAAGGAGCAGCCAUAGUGACGAUGCCCCCGUCGAAAUUAUUGAAAAUAUAAAUAAAUAUUCAAUUAACCCGUUAAACGUCAAACUGGAAGAAAUCGAGCACCUAGUAACGUACGUAUAUUUUAACAACAUUCAUUUUAGUUGUGUUACGGAGGAUUUGGUGGAGUUUUUAGAAAAAUUCACAAAAAACAAAAUCGUCCAAAUUAAUUCAGACAAGUCAACAAAUCAUACGAUUAUAUACAAGUAUAAUGAAAAAAAUGAUAACACAGUUUUGAUCAAUAAAUUUCCGCAUUAUGGGAAGUUGUUUGUUCAUGUCAGAAAUUAUCAAGUAAUUAUAACGAAAAGAUUGUAG